AUGACUGCAAACUCAUCUACAAACAACCCUCCUCCUUACAGUGCCGACACGUCACUCUGCAUCUUUCUUGACAAUGGUGGAGGACAGCUUCUCCCAGAUCAUCCAUUUUAUCAGCUGGUAGACGAAACUCGGCAAGGUUUUCUUUCUUCCGGGGACACUCUGGAGUACAUGGCAAACUCCACUUUCGUAGACAAUCCUACGUCACAGUCACAGCUCGCGAGAGUGGAUGAAAUUCGGGGCCUUCUUCGGUACAACUGUCCGGUGAUUGUUAGUAGUAAAUCAGCGGCCAUCGGUGGCGGGCUCCCUCAUGAUGGUCCCAAUAUUAUCGAGAAGGUGGCGGGCAGGAAGCACAUCUAUCUUGAUCAGGACAUGAUCGAUCACCUUCUCAAGUUUCUCUUGAAACUCAUCCUCCUGCGCGAAUUGACCAUCGCUUCCUGGUUGACAUACGGCAUCCAGAAAUCUGACGCCGUUCGGGGGAACGAAAGAUCUAGUACACCAUUCACGCAGCCUACAGACGUCUUCGUGUCAGGUGCGAAGUGUCGAGAUCUUUGGUCCGUUCUGUUUCUUAACGAUGAAGGAGGGUAUCUCGAGGUGCCAGCAUUCGAUACACCUAUUUUGCGAAAGUUAGCUUCGGGUGACUGGUCUGUGUUUCAGCGAGAUGUGAUCACGAGCAUGGGACCGUACCGUGGUAGAACGUUAGCACUCAAUGCAGUUCUCGCGAGGGGUACAGGAAUAGUCCGAAUCUCCGCUACUCCUCGACGCACAGAUCAUCUUGCAGACCUAAACACGCCAGGUUUUAGGGUAAGUGUGAGGCGAAAAAUCGUUAUGGGAAUGCAAACGGGAUGA
Molecule: messenger RNA, 846 nt
Organism: Suillus subalutaceus
Lineage: Eukaryota; Fungi; Basidiomycota; Agaricomycetes; Boletales; Suillaceae
Exons: 6
Coding region: 1-846 (281 amino acids)
Source: RefSeq, a predicted model, not a curated record